This is a messenger RNA of Arabidopsis arenosa, 905 nucleotides long. The record is from the annotation of a GenBank genome assembly. Lineage: Eukaryota; Viridiplantae; Streptophyta; Magnoliopsida; Brassicales; Brassicaceae.
GCACCUGCAAAUUCUCGUCUCAAUGUUCCGAUUAUACCCUAAUUGCUCUCUACCUUCUCACAGACCUCUCGUUUUCCUUCCUCGUCUCCCUUCUCGCUCCCUCCGUUGCCGCGCCGCCGCUGAUAUUCCCCUUGGCGACGGAAUCCGGUUACCUCGAGAAGCGGAUUCAAACUCUGACACGGCGAGGUCUCGGGAUGUUUCCGUCGCCGCCGGCGGGGAUGGUGAAGGUGCAAAGUGGAGGAAGAGGAGGUUGCUCUGGUCCAAAAGUGGGGAGAGUUACUUGGUAGAUGAUGGUGACGCGCUUCCUCUUCCUAUGACUUAUCCUGAUACAUCCCCCGUGUCGCCGGAUGUGAUUGACCGGAGGUUGCAAUGUGAUCCUGUAGUCGAGGAUUGCCGGGAAGUGGUAUAUGAAUGGACUGGAAAGUGUAGAAGUUGCCAAGGAUCUGGAACUGUCAGCUAUUACAAGAAAAGGGGUAAAGAGGUUAUAUGCAAGUGCAUACCCUGCCAAGGGAUAGGAUAUGUGCAGAAGAUAACAGCUCGGACGGACAUUGAAGUGAUGGAAGAUUUGGAUAAUGAACCAUCUUGACCUUGAAUGUGGCCCAUUUUUGCAUGAGCUUGGGUUCGUUAUUGAAGUGUAUUCGUUGCAUGUAAAAAACUACAACCAGAAGAGAACUAGGUGCUUCUUUCGGAUUUGGCCCAAACAAGCUGAGCGGAGGUAUAGACAGAAACUACUGAUUUUUUCCCGGAUAAUGGCUUCUUCUUUCACCAAUACGCCCUAUAUAGGGCAAUUACCGUUUUAUAUGUAUCAGAUCUCGAGACACCACGAACUGCAGGAAUUUUUUGUGUUUUGAGGCUGUUUCAAUCUGACUAUGUAUAUCACAGAGAAAUAAUAGCAGUAACACGAU